This is a messenger RNA of Fusarium tjaetaba, 453 nucleotides long. RefSeq lists its product as uncharacterized. The record is from RefSeq and is a predicted model, not a curated record. Lineage: Eukaryota; Fungi; Ascomycota; Sordariomycetes; Hypocreales; Nectriaceae. The transcript has a single exon. The coding region runs from base 1 to 453 and encodes 150 amino acids.
AUGGCGACCGCAAACCGAACUGUUAUCAGCAAGGACCGUACAAGCCGGGAGGCUCAAGACUAUAUCCACAAUUUCUCUAUCACGUUCAGUGCUCUGACUUAUGCAAGCCAAUGCGAUAUCAGAAGGCAGGAUAGCUUUGAAGCCCUAAAGGAGGAUGACCUUCGAUUUCUCACAAGAGCCCACUUUGAAUACAAAGCGGUUCGCGGCGUGGUAUAUGCCAGGCUGGCCCUCUUCGGUUGUGAGGCGUUCAAGGCAGCUAUCGACGACCUACACGCUCGCCACCUCAUGAACUUUGCUCGCCACAAGGUCGAGGCGCUAAAAGAGCUAGUAGAGAAGGAGGACGAGAAGGAGGACGAGAAGGAGGACGAGAAGAGCGAAGCCAUCGUGGCGUUGAAGGAUAAUGUCGACUGGAUAAUGGAGCUUGUGACUCUAUGGAUUGAGGCGAUAAACUAA